Molecule: messenger RNA, 3337 nt
Organism: Ceratina calcarata
Lineage: Eukaryota; Metazoa; Arthropoda; Insecta; Hymenoptera; Apidae
Gene: TER94
Product: transitional endoplasmic reticulum ATPase TER94
Exons: 13
Coding region: 140-2542 (800 amino acids)
Biological process (GO): mitotic spindle disassembly; autophagosome maturation; retrograde protein transport, ER to cytosol
Cellular component (GO): nucleus; VCP-NPL4-UFD1 AAA ATPase complex; cytosol
Molecular function (GO): polyubiquitin modification-dependent protein binding; ATP binding; ATP hydrolysis activity
Source: RefSeq, a predicted model, not a curated record
CAAGCCAUGGAAGUUCAAAUGAGAAAUGUUCAUUGGAUCUGGUAUAGUGGUGUUGCUGCUGACUCGUAGGUAUUGCGAUACUGACUGAGUUCUGAUCGUGCUUGUGCAUUUUCUUUUCCGUUGAAGUCAAAGUGAAAUAAUGGGUGAACCGAAAAGUGAAGAUCUGGCAACAGCUAUCCUUCGAAAGAAGGACAAACCAAAUAGGUUAAUAGUAGAUGAGGCGAUCGCCGAUGACAAUUCCGUCGUGGCUUUGUCUCAAGCGAAAAUGGACGAGCUACAGCUUUUCCGAGGAGACACAGUAUUACUGAAAGGCAAACGACGCAAGGAGACUGUGUGCAUCGUCCUUUCCGACGAUACUUGCCCCGAUGAAAAGAUUCGCAUGAAUCGUGUUAUAAGAAACAAUUUGCGUGUACGCUUGAGCGACGUUGUCUCUGUACAAGCCUGUCCAGAAGUUAAAUACGGAAAACGUAUCCACGUGCUAGCAAUGGAUGACACUAUAACUGGUCUCACAGGAAACUUAUUUGAAGUAUAUCUGAAACCGUAUUUCUUAGAAGCAUAUCGUCCCGUUCAUAAAGACGAUACUUUCAUUGUACGCGGUGGUAUGCGCGUUGUAGAGUUUAAGGUAGUAGAAACAGAUCCUGGACCAUUUUGUAUCGUAGCUCCAGAUACAAUUAUUCACUGCGAAGGAGAUCCCAUCAAGAGAGAGGAGGAGGAAGAGGCACUGAACGCUGCUGGUUACGAUGACAUCGGCGGUGUUCGCAAACAGUUAGCCCAAAUUAAAGAAAUGGUAGAACUACCACUGAGACAUCCGUCUUUGUUCAAAGCUAUCGGCGUUAAACCGCCUCGCGGCAUUCUUUUAUACGGCCCACCGGGCACAGGAAAGACUCUCAUCGCUCGUGCUGUUGCAAACGAAACAGGAGCGUUCUUCUUCCUUAUUAACGGCCCCGAGAUCAUGAGCAAGCUUGCCGGAGAGUCUGAAAGUAAUUUGAGAAAGGCGUUCGAAGAAGCUGAGAAAAAUUCGCCAGCUAUAAUCUUCAUCGACGAGCUCGACGCGAUUGCUCCGAAAAGAGAAAAGACCCAUGGAGAAGUAGAGAGACGCAUUGUGUCUCAAUUGCUGACUUUGAUGGACGGCAUGAAACAGAGUGCCCACGUGAUUGUAAUGGCAGCUACCAAUCGACCCAACAGCAUCGAUCCGGCACUACGUCGCUUUGGCCGUUUCGAUAAAGAAAUUGAUAUCGGGAUACCGGAUGCCACCGGACGUUUAGAGAUCUUACGAAUCCACACUAAGAACAUGAAGCUGGCCGACGAUGUUGAACUGGAAGAGAUCGCUGCUGAAACGCAUGGUCACGUUGGAGCCGACUUGGCCUCGUUGUGCUCUGAGGCAGCGUUACAACAAAUUCGUGAGAAGAUGGAUCUUAUUGAUCUGGAGGAGGAACAUAUAGACGCCGAAGUUUUAUCGUCUCUUGCCGUGACUAUGGAUAACUUCAAGUACGCCAUGACUAAGAGCAGUCCAAGUGCUUUGCGAGAAACUAUCGUGGAAGUUCCGACUGUUACAUGGGACGACAUCGGCGGUUUGCAGAACGUCAAAAUGGAACUGCAGGAAUUGGUGCAGUAUCCAGUGGAGCACCCCGACAAAUUCUUGAAGUUCGGCAUGCAACCAUCAAGAGGCGUAUUGUUCUACGGACCUCCCGGUUGCGGUAAAACGUUGUUAGCCAAAGCGAUCGCUAACGAAUGUCAAGCGAAUUUCAUUUCCGUGAAGGGUCCGGAAUUGUUAACGAUGUGGUUCGGUGAAUCCGAGGCCAACGUCAGAGACGUCUUUGAUAAGGCAAGAGCAGCAGCUCCUUGCGUAUUGUUCUUCGAUGAACUCGACUCUAUCGCCAAAUCUCGUGGCGGUACAUUGGGAGACGCUGGCGGAGCAGCGGAUCGUGUAAUAAAUCAAAUCCUGACGGAAAUGGACGGAAUGGGAGCCAAGAAAAACGUAUUUAUCAUAGGAGCUACUAAUCGUCCUGACAUUAUUGAUCCUGCCAUUCUACGACCCGGUAGAUUAGAUCAAUUGAUUUAUAUACCAUUGCCAGAUGAGAAAUCUCGAGAAGCCAUUUUCAGAGCCAAUCUUCGAAAAUCGCCUGUAGCGAAAGAUGUAGAUCUCACUUACAUAGCUAAAGUGACGCACGGUUUUUCCGGCGCGGAUAUAACAGAAAUAUGUCAACGCGCGUGUAAACUUGCCAUCAGGCAAAGCAUCGAAGCCGAGAUUCGGAGAGAAAAAGAUCGCGCCAGUAAUCCGUCUGCGUCUAUGGAUACGGAUGAAGAUGAUCCUGUACCAGAAAUAACUAGAGCUCAUUUCGAAGAAGCGAUGAGAUUCGCGCGACGUUCAGUGUCCGACAAUGAUAUUCGGAAAUAUGAAAUGUUCGCACAGACCCUUCAACAAUCUCGCGGUUUUGGUAGCAAUUUCAGAUUUCCGCAAAGUGGAGGAACCGGCCCUCAAGACACGACACAAGGUGAUCCGACCUUCCAGGAUGAUGGGGACGAUGAUCUUUACAGCUAAGUCUUCAUGUCUGUGUACCUCAUUACAGUGAGCAUGCGACAAAAGGGCCUGUCUAUUCUACAAAAAAUACUUUGUGUGUUAUAAACACAAAUUUUACAGAAAAGUAAUUCUAAGAAAUUGAUGAUACAAGAAGAAAAAAAAUCCAUAAAUCUAAUCCAAUGUCUAUAUUCUGUGUAAAGUAUAUGCAAUUCUACGUACGUAAUUAGGGUAAAAUUAAAAAAAAAAUAAUAAAAGUGAGCAGUAAUUUGAAAGAAGACACGCACACUUUUUUAAUAUGGAAAUUAAACGUGAAAUAAUAAAAUUAUGGAAACGAUGUCACAUCGCUGAGGACGAGAUCAAUUGGUUCUUCAUUAUAUACUUUUAAAUAUAAAAAGAAAUUAGUAACCUCUGAAAGCUAUGUCACGAUUCUCUGGUUCGAAUUUUGUACAUGCUGUAAACAUGCCCUAAUUUAAUACGUUAUUUUGUAUAUACAUUGCAUAGAGUUAUACACGAACUUUCCGUUGUUCAUAAGUUUUUUCUAAUGUAAUUUUAUAUUUGAGUUACUUACAUAAAAAGAAACAAUGUAAUUGUGAUUUUGUAACAGUGUUAUAAAUUUUUCCAAAACUUCAUGUUUACAUAGAGAUAGACUCUUUUGCUACGUUGUCGCUGUAUUUAUAAUUACAUUUCAUUGUUCGCAAAUCUUGAGAUUACAGUAAUGUGAGAGUUCAUGCCAAUUGUCGGUGAAAUUGUUGGAAGCGGCGAUGUGUAUCGGUGAAUUUCCAGUCUGCUUGUAGUAGUAAAUUUACUUACAAAUUA